AUGAUCAGCAAUAACGCCACCAUUGAAGCAUCUUCGGAGCAUGAUAACAAACUUAAGCUUGCUGUUUGGAACGCUCGGUCCAUACGUAAUAAAUGUACACAGUUUUCUGAUUAUGUUACUGAUCAGGCUCUUGACAUUGUUUCAAUAACAGAAACAUGGCUACAUCUAGACGACGAUUCUGUUAUUGCAUUAUGUAAACCUGAAGGUUAUACUUUUAAUAGUUUUCCGCGUGAGGGUAGGCGUGGCGGUGGUGUUGGAAUCUUAUCAAGGUUACCAAUGAGAAGUAGUAAAAUUGGUGGCUUUAUUUCAUUUGAGGCCUGUGAGACCGUGAUAAGAUGUCCUUUUAAAUCGUUUUGUAUCAUUACCAUAUAUAGGCCCCCUACAAGCAGUGGAAUCAGUACCACAUCACAGUUUUUUGAUGAGUUUAGUACACUCCUUGAACAGUAUUCAUUAAUAGAUAACCUUCUUAUAACAGGUGAUUUCAAUCUCCAUAUUGACAAAUCUGAUAAUCCUCAAACUAUUCAUUUUUUGGAUAUUCUAGACUCCACUAAUUUUGUCCAACUCAUUAAUAGUCCCACACACAGACUUGGUCACAUUCUGGAUCUUAUUGUGACAAAUAAUCCCAGUGUCAUUCUCAGUACGUCUGUACAUCAAAAUAAUUUGUCGGAUCAUUUCGUCUUACAGGUUGAUGUUGAUGUUUCCAAAUCAUCCGUCUUAAAAAAGGAAAUAAUUUUUCGUAGCUUCAAGGACAUCAAAUUGGAUGUUCUUAAGACCUCGUUAUUAUCUGCAUUCAGUACAUUCUUUAACAAUGGGUCUACUGCUGCCAAUGUCAAUUCUGUGGUAUGCAAUUACAACCUUCGUCUUCGUAUGUUAAGAGACAAGUUAGCUCCAGAGAAAAAGAAGACUAUUACAAUCAGGUCUAAAUCUCAGUGGUACACUGAUGAUUGCAGAGAUGCAAAAAGGAGGAGACGCAGACUUGAACGUAUGUGGCUCAAGUCUGGUAAAAAUGCAGACCACAUGAAUUAUAAACAGCAGUGCUCAGUAUAUUAUGAUAUAUUAGACGCAGCUAGGACAUCUUACAUCCACACUCAAAUUAAAGAGUGUGGCUCAGACCAGAGGCGUCUCUUCAAGUUGACCAAUAAGCUUCUUGGUAGAUGUGAUGAUGAGGAACUUCCAUCUGCAGUAAGUGAUAAGGAACUUGCACAGGAUUUUAAUACCUUUUUCUGUGAGAAAGUUCAGAAUUUAAGACAACCACUUCUGCAUUCACCGUCCUCCCUGGCUACUUCACUUCAAAUUGUUGUUUCUCAACAUGAAUAUUAA
Messenger RNA from Anneissia japonica, 1320 nucleotides. RefSeq lists its product as uncharacterized. NCBI's taxonomy places the organism in Eukaryota, Metazoa, Echinodermata, Crinoidea, Comatulida, Comatulidae. The coding region runs from base 1 to 1320 and encodes 439 amino acids. Gene Ontology annotation, molecular function: catalytic activity. The record is from RefSeq and is a predicted model, not a curated record. The transcript has a single exon.